GGUUUCUUUGUACAGUUCUCGCCGAAUUGUAGUGCGGUCGUAAACCUGAUCCGUCAGUAAAAAACUCGUAUUUCAUUUCCGGUUACCUGUACUGAAAAAUCAAAGUGAAGUGAAAAUAUGUGUCCGAUAACUUCUUAAAUACAGCGAAAAUUUUUUUCUGAAUUCAACCUGAAGUUCAGACACAAUCUUAAUGCUUACCAACACUAUGGAUUAAAUAUGUAUUUGUUACUGAAGAAGUAUAACGAAUGUAACCACACUGUGUUUUCGCGAAAGCCAUAAGUACGAGUGCGAGCUCGUCCGAUCGCUCAGUGGAGUUGAUACGCUUCUAUGCGUUGCAUUCUCAAUCGACAUCGUCAAUUUUCGGUGUUGGAGAACACGUCACACCCGCAGAGUCCCUUCGACGUUUACGACUACGCUAUAUUUCGGCGGGAACUGACAAGGAACAUUACACUUCAUCACAAUGACAUUCACCAUAAAUCAAUUGUUUCACACGACAGCGUUGUUGACAUACGUAUUCACGGUAUACAGCGCGGUUUCGGUGAAAAUUCCUAUAGCAGCUGAACAAUUCAAAAAUUUCGAUGUAGGGCAGGCGAGAUAUUUAACAGUUUGGAACUUGAUCAUUCAAACAGUGUUCUUUUUAAUAUGCAUAAUAAACGAUUGUUUCGGCACGAAUGCCGCCAGUCCCAAGAAACCCCCGUUUAUACGUCGAUUGAAAGACCGUAUUCAUGCGGUCCUUGCUUUCCCAACCGCGAUGUUUGUCGCGACAAUUUUCUGGUCUCUGUACGCCGUAGACCGUGAAUUGGUAUUCCCGAAAGUACUUGAUCCGUACUUUCCAUGGUGGUUGAAUCAUCUAAUGCACACGAUGAUUAUGGUUUCGAUUAUAAUAGAGACGAUCAUAUCACCAAGAAACUAUCCGAAGCGGUUAAAGGGUAGCCUAGCGAACGUCGCAUUUAUGUUGAUUUAUUUCGUUUGGAUGCUUAUAAUAUAUGCCAAAAGUGGUAUUUGGGUAUACCCGAUAUUCCACGUUUUGACAUUGCCAACACGAUGCCUAUUUGUGGCCACGAUGCUGAUAUAUAAUAUAAUCCUUUAUAUUUUUGGAGAAACGAUGGACAACUUCUUCUGGGGUAACGAAUACAUUAAACAUCAAAAAUCUCAUGCUAAGAGCAAGUAGCCUCGCCCGGGAAUUAGCAGCUGAUUUCGACCUUACUUUACCCCUGCUCCUUGCAUUAAAGGUGGUGGUAAAUAAAAUGACGAAAGGUUUUCUACCUCCUAAAUCCUUAAUCCCGUCCAUUGCGAAAGUUACAGCAUGAUCACGACCCAUUUAAUUAAAUUGUUUAUAAUGAUGCAUGUAAAGGAGUGCAUUUUUUUUUUAAUCGACGCACUGAUGAGAGAACAUGGCUAUUAAUGGAGCUAGUAAAUGAUUGAUUGAAAUUUUGAAUGCGAUGCAGAAAGGGAUGACUAAUCAUUGUAAUGGCAUACACAAUGUGCACUAUUUGUUUGAUGUAAAUUGUGCGACAGAAAUCACCGUCAACAAACACACAUAUGUACACUGUACACGUACUGCAAUAAUUACCAUUGUUCUUUUUAUACGUUGAAUCACUUUGGUUAUUUUCUGACUUUGUAAUUGAAUACAGUGGAGUCUCGCUAUAUGGCCUUGAAUGGAGAACAUUGCACAAAAGUCCAUGACACAUGGAAUUCCUUCCAUAUAACUUUGAUAGUCAAAUUUCUGUUGUAUAAAAAAGAGUAAUAUAGCAUCGAAUAAAAAAGAGUAAUAUAGCGGGACUCCACUGUAAAUGGAAAGUGACGAAAGAAGAACAAACAAAAACUUAAAAGGGUAUACACGUCGAAAAUUGAGGAUGUGUAUUACACACGCGCGCACACAAUUUGUACACGUUUUUUCUCGAAACUAAAAUCCGGCUGUAUUUGUAUCGAGUGUAGGAAACAAAUACGUAGUCGAGAAUAUCGGACCGGAUUUGAAAGCAUAAGAAAAUGGCGAAUCAAACAAGAGGACCGUGCUUUUGCGGACCGAUCGAACAGAUAUUGUUAAUGAAUGUACCUGCUCAUCAUUACAAAGAAGACACAAAGACAGAUUAGCGCAGCAAGAGAUGUUUCUAAGAAUCAUUUUCUUGCUCGCGAAAUCAAAUUCGAAUAUCUUUCUUUUUUGUACGAAAUACAAAAACAAAGUGUUUAAUCGACAAGGAAUACAGGGUUUGUUUUUUUACUAUAAUUUUAAAUCAAAAUCGAAUAAAAACAUUGUUUUUAA
Molecule: messenger RNA, 2263 nt
Organism: Megachile rotundata (alfalfa leafcutting bee)
Lineage: Eukaryota; Metazoa; Arthropoda; Insecta; Hymenoptera; Megachilidae
Product: androgen-induced gene 1 protein
Cellular component (GO): endomembrane system; membrane
Source: RefSeq, a predicted model, not a curated record